CACAUGUGCAGAUUCAUCCACCCUCAGCAGUGAUGUAGCCUGCCGUAUACACUGUAACCUUGGGAAGUAAGACUCAUCAGUAUACACUUUUUAUCUUUCGGUUUCAUGAAAGACGAGAGACCGUGUCUCGUUAUAUUCUUAUGCAUUGACUCAUCUUGAGUCAUUUCUGAUUUAUAUAUAUUUAUUGUCCUUUUUGGUUUUAUUAUAAAAUUUUAAAUGUCUACUGGAUUAGAAGAAAUGGAUAUGAAGUCUAUUUUAGCCGGAGGUCGAAAUGUUUUGUGCUUGUUUGACGUGGACGGAACGCUGACAAACCCGAGAGAGAAGAUCGACCCUGAGCUGGACCAGUUCUUCCAGACCUUGAGAAAGAAGGUGAAGAUCGGCGUGGUGGGUGGAUCAGAUUAUUCCAAAAUCGCAGAACAGCUCGGAGAAGGAGAUGAAGUCAUACACAAGUUUGACUACAUCUUCGCAGAAAAUGGAACCGUGCAAUACAAAGAGGGCAAACUCAUCUCCAAACAGGCCAUUCAGAAUCAUCUGGGCGAGGAGUUACUGCAGGACCUCAUCAACUUCUGUCUCAGCUACAUGGGGCUCAUCAAGCUGCCCAAGAAACGAGGGACGUUCAUUGAGUUUCGUAAUGGCAUGAUCAACAUCUCGCCCAUCGGACGCAGCUGCACGCUAGAAGAGCGACUCGAGUUCUCUGAGAUCGACAAGAGAGAGAAGAUACGAGAGAAGUUUGUGGCGGCUCUGCAAGAAGAGUUUGCAGGAAAAGGUCUGCGGUUCACCAGAGGGGGUUUGAUAAGUUUCGACAUCUUCCCGGAGGGCUGGGACAAACGCCUCUGUCUGGACGUCCUGGAGCAGGAAGGAUGGGACACCAUCUUCUUUUUCGGCAAUGAAACUUCAUUGGGUGGAAAUGACUACGAGAUCUUCGAGGACCCUCGUACCAUCGGUUUCACCGUCCGCUCCCCUGAAGACACAGCGAGGCUCUGCAGGGAGAUGUUCUUCAGCGCUCCGCCCAAUGAGUCGUGACACUGGACAACUGACUCCUGCGCCCACUGCUGGUCACGGUGGGCAAACACAUGCAGAUCCACCCAAACCACACCUCUGCUGAUCUGCAGACCGAAGGGACUGCACCGAAACAGCUCUGACAGGGCCCCAUCGGAUUUAAUGUUCAAAUAUUACUUGUACAUAGAAAGAUUUCCUCUCGUUUCAUAGUAAAAAAAAGUGUUUUACUGUGGCCACGUUCACACUGCAACAUUUCCGGAGUGACAGCUGUGUUUAAAGUACAGCGAAUCCUCUGAAUGAUGAAAGAAUACAGGACUGCUUGACAUCUCAAAGCUUUUAACCAGGUGCUUUAAUGGUGCUUUACAUAUUUAAAGGAAUUAAGCGAUUUAAAGGCAUAUAAGAGAUUAAUGAAAAUUUAGAUUUACAAUAUAUUGUAAAAUAAUGCAUUUAAAAUGCAUUUUAAUUUAAAAUGUUCUGACAUCCUCUCAACAGAACUGCUUGUUUAGUCAUAUGGGCUAUUACAAAACACAUUAUGAUUUCUUCAAAACGGUGAAAUCUGACAAAACGUUGAGUAGUUUGAAUACGUGCUUAUUACUGUCGGUCAUUUAGCAUUUCUGUCCAACAGUUGACUGAUAUUAAUGUUUAGCCAUAGCCUACAUCUUAAGCCAUUUUCAGCCGUUAAAACGAUAAAGUCCGCCUCCUUUGAUUUGAUUGGCCAUCUCAAUCAUUUGAGUGUUAAUAAGCAGAUCAACACAAAAACACUUGUCAUCCUAAUAAUAAACAUAGCAAUAGAGAGCAGCUGAGCAGCAGAAUAUCGGAGAUAAAUUUGUCAUUAUCUGAUCAUGAUGAAUCAGAUGUGUCUGGUUAAUUGCAGUCCUGUUGUGUGAGAUACUGAAGACAUGCACCAGUUUCUGUGGUUUUCUAGCACCUCAGAUAAUCCAGCGUUGUCCGAAACAGUAAUGCGUUUAGAUUUUAUAUAAAUGCUGCUGUCUGAGUGAAUUAUUCAGGGGUCACUCAGGACGUCGAGUUGUCUCCAGAUAUUUAUCAUGCUAGACAUUGAUUCAUCGGUGAGCCUCUUUGAUGCAGUAGUUCACACAUGAAGACUGAUGAACACUGAUCACCCGCUAGUUUUCUGUGAGUGACCUAAUAACUGGCUGUAAUCCUGUAGUGUGAACG
Molecule: messenger RNA, 2175 nt
Organism: Carassius gibelio (silver crucian carp)
Lineage: Eukaryota; Metazoa; Chordata; Actinopteri; Cypriniformes; Cyprinidae
Product: phosphomannomutase 1
Exons: 8
Coding region: 217-1023 (268 amino acids)
Biological process (GO): protein N-linked glycosylation; GDP-mannose biosynthetic process; mannose metabolic process
Cellular component (GO): cytosol
Molecular function (GO): phosphomannomutase activity
Source: RefSeq, a predicted model, not a curated record